AGUCAAAUAGGGUCCUUGAGGGUUCCGGAUCUCUGUGGUGACAUUUUCUGUCUGCUGCAGCAGCAUGUGGCAGCUAAUACUGCCAACAGCUCUGGUACUUACAGCUUUCUCUGGCGUCCGAGCUGGUCUCCAAAAGGCUGUGGUGAUCCUAGACCCUGAAUGGGUCAGGGUGCUUGAGGAAGACAAUGUUACCCUUAGGUGCCAGGGCACCUUCUCCCCCGAGGACAAUUCUACCAAGUGGUUCCAUAACCAAAGCCUCAUCUCACAUCAGGAUGCUAACUAUUUCAUCAAGAGUGCCAGGGUUAACAACAGUGGGACAUACAGGUGCAAGACAGCCCUCUCCACGCUCAGUGACCCUGUGCAACUGGACGUCCAUAUAGGCUGGCUAUUGCUUCAGACCACUAAGUGGCUGUUCCAGGAGGGGGACUCCAUUCAGCUGAGAUGCCAUAGCUGGAAAAACAAACCUGUAAAUAAGGUCACCUAUUUACACAACGGCAAAGGCAAGAAGUAUUUCCAUAAGAAUUCUGAAUACUGCAUUCCAAAAGCUACAUACAACGACAGUGGCUCCUACUUCUGCAGAGGGCUCAUUGGUCAGAAGAACAUAUCUUCAGCAUCCAUUCACAUAAGCAUAGGAGAUCCGAUGUCUCCAUCCAGUUUUCCACCAUGGCAUCAAAUCACCUUCUGCCUGCUGAUAGGACUCUUGUUUGCAAUAGAUACAAUGCUGUAUUUCUCCAUGCAGAGGGGUCUUCAAAGUUCCGUGGCAGACUAUGAGGAACCCAAGUUUCACUGGAGCAAAGAACCUCAGGACAAGUGAGCCCUUAUCUCAUGGAAUGAUAAGAACACAGUUUAGAACCUAUGAGCCCCCCUUGGACUCGCUACCUCACCAUCUGCAUCGGUCACCAAGCGUUCAGCAGCAGGAAUAAUACAAAAGCCCUUCCCCCAACUGGUUUGUUUUUGUUUUUGUUUUUGGUGUUGUAUGUUUGUUUGUUUGUUUGUUUGUCUCUCUCCAGUGGACUAUCUCAGGGGAAAGGGAAAGCCUGGAGUCUUCAAGGACCAUCAGUGAAGCAGCAAUGAGCACACAGUUGCCCCCCCCCCAAAAAAAAAAAGAUGCUUCAGAAUUUUAUGCUUUCUCUGCCCCAAACAUUCCGUCAGGGCAAAGCAACAGCCCGGGCUCUGGGCGGUGACCCUUUCCACGCUUAACAAUUGCUCAUAAAUAAACUUCUGUAGAAAAGCGA
Grammomys surdaster is the source of this 1235-nucleotide messenger RNA. Its product is annotated as low affinity immunoglobulin gamma Fc region receptor IV-like. The record is from RefSeq and is a predicted model, not a curated record. Gene Ontology annotation, molecular function: transmembrane signaling receptor activity. The transcript is spliced from 5 exons. Bases 65 to 814 code for a protein of 249 amino acids. NCBI's taxonomy places the organism in Eukaryota, Metazoa, Chordata, Mammalia, Rodentia, Muridae. Gene Ontology annotation, biological process: regulation of immune response; cell surface receptor signaling pathway.